Messenger RNA from Funneliformis geosporum, 324 nucleotides. The record is from the annotation of a GenBank genome assembly. Lineage: Eukaryota; Fungi; Glomeromycota; Glomeromycetes; Glomerales; Glomeraceae.
AUGUAUAGAAGAAACUGGUGCCUGCAACAAGACAAUGAUCCGAAGCACACAUCACGUAUUGCAAAGAAUUUUAUUACCGAAAAUUCAAUCUGCAUAAUUGAUUGGCCAUCCAAUAGCCUGGACCUUAACCCUAUUGAAAAUAUGUGGACAAUCAUCAAAGAUAAUGUAGAAAAAAGGAUGCCUCAAAAUAUUAGUGAAUUAACCAAAUUUAUGGUUGAAGAAUGGGAUGCAAUUGCUCAGUUAACGGUGAAUAAUUUAGUAAUGUCUAUGAAAACCAGAUGUGAAAUGGUUUUGGAGAAAAACAGUGAUAGAAUAUUGUAUUGA